AUGGGUGCUCUCAGGCAAAUCAAGAACAAGCGUCGCACCAGAGACUAUGAUCAAGUCCUCGCCGACAUCAAGUCUCCCCGUCACUUGGAGCAAUACAAGAGCUCCAAGGAUGUAGAGGACCUGCCUGGCCUGGGCAGACAUUUCUGCUUGGAAUGUUCAAAAUGGUUUGAGAGCGAGUACAACCUCAAGGCUCACACUAAGGGCAAGAACCACAAGAAGAGACUCAAGAUCCUCAAGGAAGAGCCUCACAGCCAACAACUCGCCGAACGCGCGAUCGGACUCGGUGUCGUCGACAAUGGCAAGCGAGAAGAGAAUCCGGACCUGAUGAAGGAAUAA
Molecule: messenger RNA, 336 nt
Organism: Penicillium brevicompactum
Lineage: Eukaryota; Fungi; Ascomycota; Eurotiomycetes; Eurotiales; Aspergillaceae
Product: putative C2H2 finger domain protein
Exons: 3
Coding region: 1-336 (111 amino acids)
Molecular function (GO): zinc ion binding; nucleic acid binding
Source: RefSeq, a predicted model, not a curated record